UAGCUAUAUUAUGAGGUAAAACCAACUAGUGAAUGAAAUAAUUUUGUUGAUUGGUUGUUAAAUUAUUCUGCCGGAGUUAUUGAGGUGUUUUUCACACCAAAAAUUCAAUACAGCUCACUAGUCAUCUUCAUCUGUUAAAAGCAAAAUAUUCUACUUAAUGUCUUCAAACUGAUAAAUAUAUUAUAUGUUUCUUCACAGACUGACUUCAGUUGUAAAUUUUUAUUGGAAUAACCUUCCAAUGACUCUCAUGUUCAUUUGAGUUUGUUUAAUUUGGAGGAAAACCCUUCAUCUCUGAAUAAUGGAUAACAAAGAACAGAGCAGAUUGUGUGAUGAAGAAAAAAUUAAAGGUAAUGAUGAAUACAAGGCAAAGAAUUUUGACGAAGCUCUGAAACAUUAUGAGAUUGCUUUGGAGUAUGAUCCUAAUAAUAUAACAGUAAUUAAUAACAAGGCAGCAGUGUUUCUUGAUCAAGGAAAAUACCAGGAAUGUGUAGAACUUUGCAAAAAUGCUUUGAAGUUGGACCCCAAAAAUAAGGUUGAUAGAAAAACUUUAGCAAAAACAUAUUACCGUUUGGCUAAAGCAUAUGAAAAACUGAACGAUUUAGAGAAUUCCCUGAAGUUUUAUGACUAUUCUAUUAUAGAAGACAGAAAUCCUGCAGUGAUAAAAAUUGCUCAGAAGAUGGAACUGGACCUCGAAGAACAACACAAAAAUGCUUACAUCAAUUUUGAUAUUUCUGAAGAAGAAAAUCAAAAAGGAAACCAGUGUUUCAAAGAGAAAGAUUACAACAACGCUCUCAAUCAUUAUACUGAGGCAAUUAAGAGAAGUCCUAACGAUGUCAGACGACAUUACAACCGAGCUCUCUGCUACCUGAAGAUGCAAGAGUAUACACUAUCAUUGCAAGAUGCAGAAUCCUGUUCUAGGAUUGAUCCUACUUACAUUCAAGCCUAUCUUAUCAAGGGCAAGCUAUUUCAGAAGAUGAGGGCCUUUUCAAAAGCCCAUCUAGAAUAUGAAAAGGCCUUAGAUAUUGACAGUAACUGUGAGGAAGCUUUAAAAGGAUACAAGAUCAGUUCUGAAGAAGCUGGACUGGACACAACUGCUCCAGAGGUUGUCCAAAGGCGUAUACAGAGAAACCCUGAAUUGAGAGCCAUUCUAAGGGAACCAGAAAUAAGCAAAAUACUUUAUGACAUGCAAAAUAAUCCAAACUCUAUGGCAAUGUAUAUGAAAGAUCCAGAAAUACGCAAAAAGAUUGACAAACUGAUUGCAUGUGGUUUACUCACGAUUGAUCCAGUAAUGGGAGAGGAAUGUUAAAGUAACAAUUUUUUGGUACUGGAAAUUCACUUGCUAUUUUUUCUCUUUCUUAUCCUCCUGCUUAUCCCUGCUUUGACCCUUCUUCUCCCCGCCUUUUUUAUUGUAAGGAUUCACUGAUUUUGUAUGAAAUCUUCAGUUCAUAUUCAUAAAAUGCUUGGUUAUAUUUUCAGAAAAUAAUGUGAAAAAGAUUGUUUAGCAAACAUGUUCUUGUCCAUAAUAGAGUUAUCCAUGUAUAUUUUGGUGAGUUUAACACAGUAUUUGUCACCAAAAUACCAAAGAUUCAGAAGACAGAAGCUGGAGAAGAAGAAUCAGUGAAAAUCAUGUCUCGCAACUGGAUUAUGGAAUGCUAAUAUCCACACAAUGCCAAACUAAAAGGAUUAUUUUACAAUACUAGAUUGAUACACAUAUCACAUGCAUAUUCUACUGGAUUAAAAUAUAUCUCAGAACUCCACAUUAAAGGAAAUUCUUCCUAAGAUGAGAUUGUAGAGGACUUCACAAUAUUAUUUCAAGCAGUACCUUACAACAUUGGAUGGAGUUGUAGCACUUUAUUGUGAAUCAACAUAUUCUAUACAACAAUUGAUCAAGGAGUACUUCAUUGUACAACAUUGCAUCAGCACUGACUAAAUACAUUCCACACAAAACUGGAUCAAGGAGUACUUUGUAGCAGCUGUAUGGAUAUAUUUUACACAUCACUGGACCAGGGAGUAUUUCACACAUAUCACUAUAACAUCUCCCUUUCUCCUCACAAUCUUGAGUUAACAUCUCUCACUUAUCACCACUAUAUGACUCCACUCCUCAAACAUGGUUUUUAGGUCUCUAAUUGAAAAAUUAUAGAACACUAUAACGGAUUUAUGAUAAAUACAACUGUAUAAAUAAAUUUUUAUUUAUAGUUGUUGGUGUUUAGUUACAUCCCUUGACUUUAUGGGCUCAAAUCCUGCUGAGUCAGCCUUUUCUUUCCAUUCUUCAGGAAUCAAUCACAUUAUAUACCAGUCAAGUACUGGAGGGGAAUGUAUGGGUAUAUAAAGGAGUUAUACCAACUACCAUACCCUACACUUUGUAGCAAAAUAUACAUAAAAUAAUUAUCAUUUAUAAAUCAUUUGUAAAUUUCUGCAAUUUUAAUGUAUCCCUUUAAGUUGUGAGUUCAAACCAUCCCAGAGACGACUCUGCCUUUUAUCCUUCUUGGAGACAUCAGUAUCAUUAAAUGCAGCCACUGUUCAAAUCUAUAGCCUAUGUUAUGACUAAAUAUUAUUUGUACAUUUCA
Messenger RNA from Octopus sinensis (East Asian common octopus), 2567 nucleotides. Its product is annotated as stress-induced-phosphoprotein 1-like. Bases 299 to 1306 code for a protein of 335 amino acids. NCBI's taxonomy places the organism in Eukaryota, Metazoa, Mollusca, Cephalopoda, Octopoda, Octopodidae. The record is from RefSeq and is a predicted model, not a curated record. The transcript has 2 exons. Gene Ontology annotation, molecular function: Hsp90 protein binding.